AUGGCCAGCCCUCUGCAGAGCGCUGCCACAGGAGCUGGAAUCGACGCCACCACGGCUGAACCCGCCAUUCGCCACAUCGCCGUCCGCCUGCCUCCCUUCUGGCCGCAGAACCCCACAGUCUGGUUCCUGCAAGUUGAGUGCCAGUUUUCCCUGGCAAGCGUCACCAACCAGCUGACGAAGUUCCGCCACGUCGUGUGCGUGUUUCCGCCAGACGUCGCCGCUCAGAUCGCUGACGUCCUUGGCGCUCUUGCUGUUGCUCCGUACGACGCUUUGAAGGCGGCCAUCCUUGACCGAACGACUGCGUCCGAGCGCAAAAGGAUACAUCAACUCCUAAUCGCAAAAGAACUCGGCGAUCGCAGACGAAGUCAGCUUCUGCGCGACAUGCAAGCCUUACUCGGUGAGCGCGCGCCGACGUUUGACCAGGCUCUCUUGAAGAAGCUUUUCUUCCAGCGCCUUCCCGCCAACGUCCAGAUGAUACUGGCCACAGCCUCCGACUUGCAGCUUCCACAAUUGGCGGCGCACGCUGACAAGAUAAUGGAGGUGUCCACCCCGCACAUCGCCGCUGUUUCCAACGCCGCACCCAGCAUCGCCGAAGUCCUUUGCGUACCACCCAAGCUUCCACCUCACACCCGGGUGUUGCACCGCCACAGUUCGCCAGCGCACUCGAUCCAGUUGCGCAGCUGCGUGAGGAUUUCACCCGUCUAUCCGAGCUGA
This is a messenger RNA of Ornithodoros turicata, 714 nucleotides long. RefSeq lists its product as uncharacterized. The transcript has a single exon. NCBI's taxonomy places the organism in Eukaryota, Metazoa, Arthropoda, Arachnida, Ixodida, Argasidae. The coding region runs from base 1 to 714 and encodes 237 amino acids. The record is from RefSeq and is a predicted model, not a curated record.